Saccostrea echinata is the source of this 2524-nucleotide messenger RNA. Its product is annotated as sodium- and chloride-dependent GABA transporter 2-like. Bases 42 to 1919 code for a protein of 625 amino acids. The record is from RefSeq and is a predicted model, not a curated record. Gene Ontology annotation, biological process: sodium ion transmembrane transport. Lineage: Eukaryota; Metazoa; Mollusca; Bivalvia; Ostreida; Ostreidae. The transcript has 13 exons. Gene Ontology annotation, cellular component: membrane.
UGACAGCAUUGUUUCAUUAACAAAAUCAACGCCAAGACAAGAUGGACCUUAACGAGAAAUUUACAAUUAGCGAUGACAACAAUACCCAGAAUUCCGAGGAGAGAGAGAAAUGGGACAAAAAGGCGGAAUCCAUUCUCUCUAUGUUGGGUUUCUGCGUUGGUCUGGGAAACAUUUGGCGUUUUCCAUAUCUCUGUAUGAGAAAUGGCGGCGGAGCCUUUCUGUUUCCAUUCCUAUUUUUCCUCUUUUUCUGCGGCCUUCCUCUGUUCACUCUAGAGGUGACCAUGGGUCAGUUCUCAGGCAAGGGAAUUGUCAAAGUCUGGGAUGUAUGUCCCCUCUUCAGAGGAGUGGGUGUUGGAAUCUCGAUUCUAUCUACCAUCUCAUGCUCAUACUACAUCGUUAUAAUUUGCUGGACACUUUAUUACCUUAUAAACUCCUUCAAAUCCCCACUACCAUGGACUCUGUGUGGACAGGAAUGGAACACACCUCUGUGUGUGCUGGCUGGACAUCGGGAGUCCGGAGUAAAUGAUACCAUUCAUAACAUUACGUCCCAUAAUGUCGGAAACGUAUCCGGUACAUUAGAUGUACACCAAAACGGUAGUCUGGAUGUCGUAAACAAAACUCAAAGUACUUUAAUUGCAACACCGGAAGAGGAAUUUUGGCAAGGAAGUGUUCUUCAUCUGUCAUCAGGACUUGAAGAUAUAGGGAAGAUUCAGUGGCAUUUAGCAUUGUGUUUCCUUGGGGCCUGGGUGCUUGUGUACUUAUGUAUUGUCAGAGGCGUAAAAACGGUUGGAAAGGUAGUUUACGUCACUGCGACCCUUCCUUAUAUCCUCUUGUUUGUAAUACUUAUACGUGGCCUAACUUUGCCUGGAUCCGCCGAUGGAAUUCUGUUUUAUAUUACUCCAGAUUUUGAGCGUUUGAAGGAUGGAAAGGUAUGGGCAGAAGCCGCCAUUCAGAUUUUCUACUCCAGUGGAAUAGUAUGGGGAGCACUAAUAACUAUGGCUAGCUACAACAAAUUCCAUAACAACUGCCUAAGAGACUGUUAUGCUCUGGCACUGGCGGGAGAGGGAACCAGUAUUUUUGGAGGAUUCGUGGUUUUUUCAGUCCUAGGGUACAUGGCACAUGAAAACGGUGUCCCAAUUGAGAAGGUCGUCAAGUCAGGGCCUGGUUUGGGAUUUAUAGCAUACCCAGAAGCCCUGGCUAAACUUCCUCUUUCCAAUGUCUGGGCUGUUGUUUUCUUUAUUAUGUUACUCACUGUAGGACUGGAUAGCACGUUCGGGACUAUCGAGCCUGUUUUUACAGCACUGUCCGAUUCCUUCCGCAUUUGGAGAAAACGCCGAGCUCUACUGACUGCAAUUUUCUCCGGUGUGUGUUUCCUUGUUGGAUUAAUCAUGUGCACUGAGGGUGGUAUGUACGUGUUUCAGCUCAUUGAUUGGUAUUCGGCAGCCAUUGCAGUGCCACUCUUCGGAUUUUUUGAAUGCAUAGUAUUUGGGUGGAUUUAUGGAGCAGAAAUGUUCUCUCGGGAUGUUGCUUUAAUGACAGGACAUGGAAUUCCAACCAUUAUCAGAAUUUCUUGGUGUUUUAUCACUCCAUUGAUCCUAUUGGUAACUAUGAUAGUGACCCUAAACUCUUACGUCCCUCCCGAGUACGGCACUUACAAAUACCCCGACUGGGCCCAGGGGUUCGGCUGGUUUAUUGCAGUGAUACCCCUUCUACCGAUCCCUCUCCUAGCCUACAGAGAAAUAAGAAUCGCCUCGGGUGGCACUUUUUUGGAGAAAUUGAGAAAAUCGCUGCAGCCAAACGAACAGUGGGGUCCGAACCACACGGAGGAAAAUAAGAGAUAUAAGUCAGAGAUACGGCAACUCAAAGGAACAUUUCUACAAAAAGUUAUAGUGAACAUGACCGGCAAGGAAAUAGUAUGAUUUUCCGUACAUGUUCCAUAAGAUCUGUUAAUUCUAAAACUGUGAUGACCAGUAACAUUCUUCCUAACAGAUAUACAAUGUAUUUGCAAUAUUUGAGUUUGUAUCAUAUUUUUUUAUGAAAGUGAAAUAAAUUUUUACAUUUAUGUAAAAAAGAAAUACAGUCUGUAUUUAAUACAAUGUGAAUUUUGAGCGGGUAAUAGUUGUCUUACUUAUUGCCUUUGUAUAGAACAUCCAUAGAAUCGUAUCCCAGUCAAAAAUGGUACUGUAUUUACUAUUCCAGUAUUUUAAUGGAUAAUGCAAUUUAUUAACUGCUAGGAACUAAGACAGAAAUAUAUUUUCUCCCUGUGAAAUAUGGAGCACCAAAUUAACAUAAACUAAAAUCAUUGAUCAUACAUGCAAAGUAUUAGAAGACAUUUAAAAUUCCAUUUCUAAGCGCAAUUAUUGGAAAUAGUGUACAAUAAGAAAUUAUAAAGCAGUAAAUGCUAUUGUUAAUGUAAUUGCUAAUUAUAUUGUAUACCAUAUAAUACACUUAUCUUGUGCAAAUCUUAUGUGUAAAUAUUUAUGUACAUAUUUUGUAUACGUAUGAGAUGUGUCUUUUGUUCAAA